This is a messenger RNA of Penicillium canariense, 957 nucleotides long. Its product is annotated as phytanoyl-CoA dioxygenase family protein. The transcript has a single exon. Bases 1 to 957 code for a protein of 318 amino acids. The record is from RefSeq and is a predicted model, not a curated record. NCBI's taxonomy places the organism in Eukaryota, Fungi, Ascomycota, Eurotiomycetes, Eurotiales, Aspergillaceae.
AUGGCCUCCCCGCACCCCAACCUCGACGCCCUCCAGCGUGACGGCUUCGUCGUCGUCCGCAACCUCCUCACUCCCGCCGAAAUCGAGCACUAUCGAACCAUCGCCACGGCUGCCACCACCAAAGCCCGGACCGGCGGUUGGCCGCACUUCCGCACCGUCCCCAAGCAAUUCCCGCCCUGGCCCACCACCCCGCCGCCCGCUUCAGAGGGCGGCAUCUGGGGCGUUCAGCAUCUGCUGCACCCGGACAUGCCGGGUCGCGAGUCCUUUGCAAAGUGCUACUUCUCCGAGUCCAUUCUGACCGUUGCAGAGGAACUCAUGGGGGUGUCUGGGUCUGGGUCUGGGUCUGGGUCUGGGGGUGCCGAGCCGCUCGUCAUGGAGCUGUUCAAUCUGCUCGUCGCGCCGGAGACGAAGGACUUUGAGCUGCGAUGGCACCGUGACGAUAUCUCCGAGAAGGCCACGGCCGACGAGGAGCUCCAGCAGCUCGCUGCCAAGUCGCCCGGCGGCCGCCAGAGCCACGCGCAGUAUAACCUGGCGCUGUGCCCGGAUGCUUCGCUGGUGGUGGUGCCGGGCUCGCACCGGCGCGCGCGCACCGACACUGAGCGCAACGCUGCGCCAUACGAGCCGACGCUGCCGGACCAGCUGGUUGUGCAGCUGCAGCCUGGGGAUGCGGUGUUCUAUGAUAGCAAUAUACUGCACCGCGGCGUGUACAGGGGUAAGUUGGAGGGCGGAGAGGAGAGCCGGUUGACGCUGCAUGGGAGCCUUGGGUUGAAGGCGGCGGAUGGGGCUGAUGCGGAGACGAAGAAGGUGCGGGCUACGGCGGUGCUGCAGCAUGGCGUGGGUGCGUGGGUGCACCGGGAAGAUGCGGCGUUUGGCAUUGGCGAGAGACCGGAGAAGAUGAGGGCGAAUCUGGUGGCGAUGGGGAGUGGGGAGGGCGUUGGGUAUUCGUUGCAGGGAUAG